GCCGGGGAGACACAGACACACACAGGCGAGGCAGCCGGGGAGACACAGACACACACAGACACACACAGGCGAGGCAGCCGGGGAGACACAGGCGAGAGGGCAGCGUUCACGAAAACACAUUCAUUUAUUACAAUUGCAGCGAGCCCCUUCACAAGCGAGGGCUCAGAGCUCUGCCGAGCUGUUUAAAACUCCACACGAAGGGGUUAACAAAGCCAGCGAGGAUGUUCGUUUCCGUGGGAAGAUGAUGAAAGAGGUUUCGUUGGUGUGUCUGAUUCUCUCGGUCUUGUGCUGCUGGACCUCCCUUUCUCUGUGUCAGUGGGAACAUUGGGAGGAUUAGAACGGAUGAGCUGGAUUUGUGUUUCCAUGCAGAGCGGUGACUGAUAAGAGCUGUAUCUAAUACUGAAACAAGUGACCAAAUGCGUCUGCCUGACUUACUCUUCAGAGCUUCUGAUCUGUCGGGACAGCACAGCACCAGCCAUGCGUUGAGCAGGAAUCUUUACAAAUAAAAUGUUUGAGUGUGCUCCAGUCGACAUGUGUGUUGUUUGGAAGAAGGCUCUGCUGCCUCAGCACAGUUUGCACAGGAUAGCGGACCCCAGGCAAAGCAUGACGAGAACAUUGACUCAAUGGGUGCAGAUGAUAGGUCCACAGAGAUCCAGUCAUCCUAUGAUGUUGGAUUGAGAGCAGAACAAUCUUUGCAAAAACACACUUUAGCAGAGGACUGCACAAAAGAUGAAGGGCAGGAGCAGAAUUUGAAAGCAGAUGAGCCAGAGCCAGAACCAGAGCCUGCUUCUUUAUCUGAAUCUGUGACUGAGGCAGAGCCUGCAUCUUUAUCUGAAUCUGUGACUGAGGUAGAGCCUGCUUCUUUAUCUGAAUCUGUGACUGAGACAGUGCCAGAGCCAGACUUGGACCAGAACCCAGACCUGGGCCCGGGCCCGAACCCGGACCUGGACCCUACAGCCAGCCUGUAUGAAGCUACUUCCAGUACUUCUGCUACGAGUGAUAACAUUUCCAGCACACCUAUCUUGGAGAUCCCUCCUGUUACUCAGCCAAGUGCAAUAGAGAAUUCCAGUGCCGAUACCCCUGUAGGCAGCUCUAAUGAUGCUGAGCAGUCAGCUGCUGACUGUGAGGCUGGAGGGACCCCUGUGGUGGCCCCUCAUAGCGAGUCCCCAUCCUUUGGCAGGCUACCGACCAGCCUCUCGGAAGAGCUUGUGGAGAACAUCUCCAGCACUCCUGCCAGUGGAAGGGGGACCAAGACAGACCUGGAUCCCAAACUCACGGGAGUGGGCAAGGAGACGAUUGGGGACUACAUCUCUAACACUUCUCAUGAAAUGAAGAACGUGGACCCUCGCAAAGUUGGUGAGAUAGACCCCACUGCUGUCCAGCCCAGCAAAGACCCAGAAGAUAUUCCCACGUUCGACGAGUGGAAGAAGAAAGUUCUGGAGGUGGAAAAGGAAAAGAGUCAGUCCAUGCACCCCUCCUCCAAUGGGAGCCCACACAUUGUAAAGAAAGUACAGAAGAACUUCAAUAACUACGCCUCCGUGGAGUGUGGGGCCAAAAUCCUAGCAGCCAACACAGAAGCAAAGAGCACUUCAGCUAUAUUGAUGGAAAAUAUGGAUCUGUAUAUGCUAAACCCCUGCAGCACUAAGAUAUGGUUUGUAAUUGAACUCUGUGAACCUAUUCAAGUUAAGCAGCUGGACAUCGCAAACUUCGAGCUGUUCUCCUCCACUCCAAAGGACUUCCUUGUCUCCAUCAGUGACCGGUACCCAACCAAUAAGUGGGUUAAACUGGGUACUUUCCAUGGCCGAGAUGAGAGAACAGUGCAGACAUUUCCACUGGAUGAGCAGCUCUAUGCUAAAUAUGUCAAGAUGUUCAUCAAGUACAUAAAGGUGGAACUGGUCUCCCAUUUUGGAUCUGAACACUUCUGUCCACUUAGCCUCAUUCGGGUGUUUGGGACCAGCAUGGUGGAGGAGUAUGAAGAAAUUGCAGAGUUGCAGUACCCGUCCGAACGGAUGGAAUAUCUGGAUGAAGAUUAUGAUUACCCUCCAGGCUAUGUGCCACAGGAAGACAAAUCUUCCAAGGACCUGCUCGGCUCUGCCACAAAUGCUAUCUUGAAUAUGGUAAACAUAGCUGCCAAUAUGCUGGGGGCAAAAUCGGAAUUGGAGGCAGCUCAGAGAGAAGGAAACCUCUCUGCUGAAGCUGUGAAUAUGACAGGAACAUCCGAGGCAUCCCAGCCUAUUCCCACCUCUCCUCCAGUGCUGGAGACUGUAGAGGUGAGCCCUCCGGUUUCCAUUGAAGACACUGAGGAAGAGGGGGUGCCCACACUAGCCCCCCAGGAGGAGAGCCUGAUCGUGCAGCUGGUGCUGGAGGAGGAGGAGGAGGAACCCAGGCAGUCCACAGUCACUCUCCUGGAGGAGGAGGAGGAGGAGGAAGGGGCUACAGACAGGCAGGGCUCCUACCAGCUGGACAACCUCACAUACUGUGGGGAGACUACCACCUUCUCCUGCGUGGCCAGCUUCUCGGAGUAUGUGCAGCAGUGGUGUUCCAUUGCCGUUGCUCUUCAGCGGGAGCAAUGUCGAGCUGCAGGCCAGCAGGGGCUGGAGCUGGGCUCCUCCAAGAAGCAGCAAGAGACCCCACUGCCCAUCCCUGAGCAGCAGCAAGAAACCCCACUGGCUGUCCCUGAGGAGAGCGAGACACAGGAGACUGCUAAAGAGGAGCUGCCACCAUCUAGCGAAUUCCAAUUCAUCCUCAUCGAGCGGGACAUUAAAACUACCCCUACAGUCUCCCAGCAACAGGACGUUCGGCACUCGGAGACCACAGUGGAGCAGACUGCAGAGCCCAUUGAUCUGGAACCUAGCCAGUCCUCCUCUCUGCCUCAGGGUAGCAUCUCUGAUACCCCCCAUGUGAAGGUAACCCCUACAGAGGAGAUACCAGACUCCUCCACUAGAGACCUGCUUGAACGGACCCCACUGUACCUCGAAAACACCCCUGAAACACAGGCUGAGACCGGGAAGAAAAUUGUAGCCAGCAGCACUGCAGAGGAGCCAUCCCCGAGCUCUGAAGCUGAACCCCCCAGCGAGGAGAAGCUCAGUCCCACCCUCGGAGAGCAGACGGACACCCCCCAGGCCCUCACUAACCCCACAGAAACAGUGCCCCCAGUGGAGCACAGCACCACUGCUGUGAAUACAGAGGCUGUGGUUGGCAAAGGGACCUCAGAAGAGCCGUCUGUCUCGGGGGAGCCUGCUGAACCACCCAUUAUGCUGGAAGUCAAAGGAGACGAGCAGUCCGCUGAGGACAUCCUCCUCAUGGUCCCUUCCUCCAAUGGCCAGCUCCAAAGGACCGCCACUGACUUCUACGCUGAGCUGCAGAACUCCACUGAUCUGGGGAACACCAACGGCAACCAGGUGCACGGCUCCAACCAGAAGGAGUCUGUCUUCAUGAGGCUCAACAACCGCAUCAAGGCUCUGGAGAUGAACAUGUCCCUGAGCAGCCGCUACCUGGAGGAGCUCAGCCAGAGAUAUCGGAAGCAAAUGGAAGAAAUGCAGAGGGCUUUCAACAAGACCGUGAUCAAACUCCAGAACACCUCCAGGAUAGCAGAGGAGCAGGACCAGCGGCAAACAGAAUCUAUCCAGUCACUGCAGAACCAGCUGAAAAACAUGACGCAGCUUGUCCUGAACCUGUCUGGCACGGUGGGGCAGCUCCAGAGAGAGGUCUCGGAUCGUCAAAGCUACCUUGUCAUCGCGCUGGUGCUGUGUGUGUGCCUGGGCCUGCUGCUGUGUGUCCAGCGCUGUGGGAGCAGCUCCCCAGCACAGGAGGUCUUCUCUUUACCAGUCCCCAAGAGCAACCACUACCCCAGCCCCAAGAGGUGCUUUUCUUCAUACGAUGACAUGAGCCUCAAGAGGAGGGUAUCUUGCCCCCUUGUUCGUUCCAAGUCAUUCCAGUUACCUGCUUCAGAAGUAGGUUCUGAUGACUUGUACAUUGUAGAACCUCUAAGGUUUUCGCCAGAAAAUAAAAAGAAAAAACGUUGCAAAUUGAAGGUGGAGACUCUGAAGCUCUCCGUCUCCAUGCCGCCAGUAGCUAACGGAGGAGUAAAGAGCAACGGCCCCCUGCAGCGCCACAGCGCCUUCCUGCCAUCGGGGGAGGUGUGUACAUCCUCCUACAAGGGCCCCCCCUCUGAGGGCAGCUCCGAGGGCUCCUCGCACUCCGACGAGUCCUACUUCUGCGGCGUCUCCUCCUGCACUCACCUCUGCAAUGGCCAGCCGCCGUCCAAGACCAAGACCGAGAAGAGAGCCUUCAAGCGCAGGCGCUCCAAGAUAGACCCGGGGAAGUACAUGGCAGGGCUGAUACAGACUGAAACCGGGUCUGUGCCAAGCAUGCAGGACUUCAUGAAGGGGAACAAGGAGAUGAGCAUGGGGACGUUUGGGCUCCCGGCCGUGUCUGGGCAGGUCUGAGACCCGUCUAAAACACUCCUCCUCCCCAUGGGGCAGGGCCGCACUUUACUCCCCACUCCCCACUGAUCUGUUCAUGCAGAAGGAGCUGGGGGUGGAAACACAGAGACUCUGUUCUUGCCUUUGAACUCGGACUCUUGGGAUGUGUACCCAGUGUUUAGUGGGAGUAGGGGGCGGGCAGUGGAAUCACGUUUGUUAGUGGGAACCCCCCCAUCCCCCUUCUCCCAGAGUUCGUUCCCUUCUUCUCGCACCUUUCCUUGUUUAUGUGCCUUUUGUCCAUUUACAAACAAAAAAACCUUUGUACAGAGAGCAAAAUUUGUACGUUUAGGGGUUAGCAGUUUAUGCUACAAGAGUUUAUACAAGACUAGCGGCUUUCAGUGUGGAGCUCCGCAGGUAGCAUUCCAUCAUCUCCCUGGUUUUACAGAGACUGAAGGAGGGAAGGCAGUUUGUGUGUUCUGGAGCCCUCCUGUUUGCUGUGCUGCGAGGGUAUCAGAUGUGGGUAGCUGUGACAGUGUUGUGCAGCAGCCCAGGCAAUUUGCUUUUCAUAGUUUUUUUUGUUCAGUUUACCAUUUUUGUUCAUCGUUUUUAAUUUGGGUGGUUUGAAUGGUAGAACACUACAAAACAGUUAGAUUUGGGACCAGGUGGCUGUCGCUGCAUGUGGUAAUCCCCAGGUAUCUAAAGCAGCGAAGGAUUGACUGAAUUCAUUGCAAUUCAUCUGGAUUGCAGCAAGUUUGGGUGUUUUGUUUUUUUUAAUUGAAGUCCAUGUCAGUGUUUCAAUAAUAUUGCCAGCUGGUACUUUUUGUGCCUAGUUUCCUCCCCAAGCCAGUGCUAGUUCCUAAAUCUGAGAGGUUACUUAUACCUGUUGCAUAAUUACCGAAGACAAAACUGAGAUCACAGAUGACUUGGAAAUUCAUGACAUGAAUUGAAUUGUAUUUUGUGAUUUGGUGGGGAACGCGUUGUGUGACGUGGGCAUGUCCUGUGGACUAGUUUUUCCAGCUGCUUUUUCACGCUUUGUGGUAGAGCCUGAUUCUGGGAGCCACUGAGUAUCCCUGUGCUGCUAAUCUAUUUAUUUAUGUGUUAAAGUACUUUUAAACAGGUAAUAUACACCCCUACAUUGAGUGGCAAGGUUUCUAAGGGGAGGAUUGUUCCCCAAACCUGCCCUUGCAUUGUGCUGUCCUGGAGUCAGUACUGUGGGAAACAGUUUGAAACCCUGAAUGCAGGGGUUCACCUGUCACUGCUCAGUGAUGGGUGUCUCCCUGGGAGUGCCUGAGAGACAGCAGAGCUAUCGCAGUUCAGCCUGGUCAUCAUCAGCGAUGUUUGUAAAGAACAGCCCUGAAGUACAAGAAGAUUCAGUUGUAAGUUCCCCCAAAGGCUGCCCUAGUUUCUAAU
Messenger RNA from Polyodon spathula (Mississippi paddlefish), 5834 nucleotides. RefSeq names its product SUN domain-containing ossification factor-like. The transcript has 25 exons. Gene Ontology annotation, biological process: regulation of bone remodeling; protein folding in endoplasmic reticulum. Bases 624 to 4448 code for a protein of 1274 amino acids. The record is from RefSeq and is a predicted model, not a curated record. Lineage: Eukaryota; Metazoa; Chordata; Actinopteri; Acipenseriformes; Polyodontidae. Gene Ontology annotation, cellular component: cytoplasm; membrane.